CCUGUGAAUUGGACUGCCGGUUUCACUCUAUGUAGCAUUAUAAUUCGGCGAAUAAAGACUCAAAUUGUAAAUUUUAAAAUGUCGUUUUAAUAAAUUAUUCAUUUUAUACUUAAAAUUCCCAGUUUUUUUUUUUGCAACAUUUUCGAAAUGAAAUUUUUUGAUGAUGAUUACGAUUGGGAUUAUUCCUCGAAAAACUUAUAUGAAGAAGCAUUUGUAUCAUUGUCAUCAGCACCAACAAUUUCAAUACUGUCAUCAACAAAUGUAACUAGCUACCCUGCUGGUUACGUACCAUAUGUUAACAAAAAAAUUGAAAAAUAUUUUACAGAAAAAACAAGACAUUCAUUAACGAAACUUCUCGGGCUAAAUAAAGUUCAAAAUCAUUGUGAAUCAGUUGAAACAAUAAUAACGCUUAAAGAUACAGAGCCAAGUCCAUCAAUAUCAUCUGUAAAUAGUUCAAGUUUAUGUAUAACAGGAAUAACAAUAAGUGAUUCACAAUUAAAACUUAAUGAGAUACACAACAGCUGUAAAAUUCCUGAAGAUCCAGGUCUUGUUCCAGGAUUUUGGGUUUUGUUUCCAAGAUCACCAACAUAUAAAAAUGAUACAUUUAAAAAAAUUAUUGAUACAAUCGAUGGUAUGAAACUACCAAGAAGUCAUGAAGUCGAUGAUAUGUUAAUCUCGGAUAGAGCUAUUUUCCAACGCUGUGAUCUUGUUACUGUUUUCUGUGAUGCAUUCAUCUACAAUGAAUCAGUUGAUAAAUUGAACUUUGAGGAUAAUUAUUUAAACGUUGAUGCAUGCUGUUACUUAAACAGUCUUCUGGAGAAAAAUGCUAUAAUAUUAUCAUUAAACUUGGAAGGCUGCAAGAUUGGAAUGGCAGGAGCUGAAAGGCUUAAAAAAGGUAUUGGAUUUGCUCGCUCGUUGGAGCAUCUUGAUUUGAGUGGCUGUGAACUUGGCAGUGUUGGCUUAAAACACAUUGUCGCUGGUGUUUGUCUGAGCAAUACUUUGAAAACUCUGAAUUUAUCUAACAAUAAACUUGGAGAAACUAGUGCUGAAGAGCUCACUAGGCUACUUUCAAAAAACUUUUCUAUCAAAAAAUUAGUUUUAGCGAGAAAUUUGUUGUUCAGCCAAAAGUUUUGGGAAGUAUUCAUUAACGGAUUGGUGCGGAGUAAAAGUUUAUCUAAGCUAGAUAUGUCAUGUAAUUACUUGGAAGAUGAUUGUGCUACAUUUUUAGCUAAAUUUAUUGAUACAUCUACACAAAUACUCAACUUGAAUCUUGCUGGAAAUUUACUUAAAAAAACAGGUGCAGAAAGAAUCGCCAAAUCUUUAGAAAAUAGUUUGGCUCUUCGAAUUUUAUGUUUACAAAAUAAUCCAAUUGGUGCUGCAGGAGCAUUAAAAAUUGUUAGUGCAUUGUUACCUGAAAACUCACCGUCGCUUAAACUUGAAUUUAUUAAUCUUGACACUGUGUCACCGACCAGAGUGAUAAUACCAGUUUUAAAUAAAAUAAAAGAAAGCAGACCAUGGUUGAUAAUAAAACUGGGGAAAAUAUUAGGUGAUUACAACUCAAUUUUUCCAGAUAAAAGAAGAAUAUUUUUAAAGAGAGCUAAUAUUGAAGCGUUGAGUUCGAAAAAAAAAAAGUUAAAAGCGGACUUUGGACAAUUUGUAAUACAACUUGAAGAGAUUUUCGUUGCUUGUGCUACUUUUCGAGAAUCUAUCGAUAGGUAUAAAUUGAAAUUGAGUGAUUCGUUGGUGGAUGAAAUAAUCAAUGCAUUUAUUAUUGACAAAGAUUUUGUUGAUCAGAAGGCUUUGAAGUUAUGUUACUUGAAGGAAUUUCCAGAUACAAAAUUGAUAUUACCAAUUGAAGAAAAAAAAAAAAGGAAAUCGAUUACAUUUCCUAAAUAA
Messenger RNA from Aphidius gifuensis, 1896 nucleotides. RefSeq lists its product as uncharacterized. Lineage: Eukaryota; Metazoa; Arthropoda; Insecta; Hymenoptera; Braconidae. The transcript has 4 exons. Gene Ontology annotation, molecular function: protein binding. The coding region runs from base 148 to 1896 and encodes 582 amino acids. The record is from RefSeq and is a predicted model, not a curated record.